AAAUCGCUUGCAGGAUCACAAGGACCGCGCGGAGGCUCGGCAUUCAAACCGUCGCCGUUUACAGCGACGCCGACAGGGACUCGCUCCUCGUGGCGUCCGCCGACGAAGCCGUCCGAAUCGGACCGCCACCGGCGCGGCUCAGUUACUUGAACGGAGCCUCCAUCGUCGACACCAGCGUGCAGCUAAACUCUUCUUCACUUCACUUCCUCUCCCUCAGCUUUUCAUUUUUUGUCUUUCGUCUUUCGUUUGAAUUAAUCGAAUGUUGACACAUGUCGUUUGCGUUAUUAGGCUAUUCACCCUGGAUAUGGAUUGUUGUCGGAGAGUGCUGACUUCGCCAAACUUUGUGAGGACAGUGGUCUCUGCUAUUCGAGAUAUGGGUGACAAGAGUGCAUCGAAGAGAAUAAUGGGAGCUGCAGGUGUGCCUCUUGUGCCUGGAUAUCAUGGAGAUGAUCAAGAUAUUGAAAAAAUGAAGUUGGAAGCUGAUAGAAUUACUGCAUGGAUACAUGGUGAUGGAUGGUAGAUUGUACAUGAAUCUAUUCAGUACCGACAGCAUACAACGCAAUUAUGGAGGGGAAGAAGAAUUAUGCUAGAUCAUUAAUACAAGUCAUUAUUGUAGAAUAGAUUGUACCAUUGAAAGUCAAUGCUUGCUCUUAGAAGGUGAUGCUUAAUAGAAUCCCCGUCACAGAAGAGGUUCUAUAUAUAGACAGUGGAUGUUGUACUUAUACAUACAGGUUGUGGGAUGGAUAUGAGAAGCACGCAAACCACGUUUCUUUGAAUGUAGGGACCGUGACUAGCUAGGAAUUUCAAUGACAUUAUGCGUAGCGCAAACAAAAAUCUCUCAUUAAAUUC
Messenger RNA from Glycine soja, 849 nucleotides. Its product is annotated as methylcrotonoyl-CoA carboxylase subunit alpha, mitochondrial-like. Lineage: Eukaryota; Viridiplantae; Streptophyta; Magnoliopsida; Fabales; Fabaceae. The coding region runs from base 260 to 520 and encodes 86 amino acids. The record is from RefSeq and is a predicted model, not a curated record. Gene Ontology annotation, cellular component: mitochondrion. The transcript has 2 exons. Gene Ontology annotation, molecular function: methylcrotonoyl-CoA carboxylase activity; ATP binding.